AUGGGCAAUGAACCUGAUGAAGCCCGAGUGGGCGGGGUGCCUGAAAUGCCAAAGGUAUAUGAAAAGAAGCGCACCUGCACAGAUAUUGUGUUCCUGUGCCUUUUCUUCGUUAUGUUGUUGGCUUUCGCUGCUUUAGGCAUCAUUGCUUUUGUGGACGGCGAAGCGAAGGAUUCCCUGAAUGGUCGUGACAGAACUGGGCGUUAUUGUGGUAGCGGCUCUCCUCCAGAGGGUUUCGCUGAAAGUAUACCUCAGGGUGCACCUUUUCAAAGUAAAGUCUGGGGUGAGAACAAAUAUCUGUGGUAUCCGUUCCCAUUGAAGCAAACGGCAAUGUCGUUGAACCCACUGCUGUACCUCAGUUUGGGUCUGUGCGUGCAGCAGUGCCCAAUGGCAAAUGAGAGGUUAUUGGAGCGUCUUUUGAAAAACCCCUCUUCUGUAACUGAAGAGGAGAAGAAUACCAUGAAGGUGUACUCGUAUGGAGGCAGUUCAGUUGUGGAGAGUGGCAUGCAACCGGUCAAUCAUGCGUUUCCGGUUUACCACACGGGGCCCAUUUUGCGGCGGUGUCUUCCCACCAUCACUCAGCCACCCUCCGUGCGCGAUCUAUUGAUGACUUCAGAGUAUAGUCAGAGGGUUUACGCAUUUGUGUUGAAGGGUGUACUGGAGGUGAAGGCAAGUUGGAAGGUUUUUCUGUGCGCCGCCGCUGCAUGUACGCUCCUGUGCUUCAUUUUCUUGUUUUUGGUGCGUUUCCUAAUCAGCUUCGUCGUGUGGGCGUCCAUUAUUGCAUGCUUCCUUUUGCUGUUAAGCGGUGGGUGCAUAUGCAUUCAGCUUUACCUUAACGACGGUCACUUUAUGAACCUCCAUUUAGACGUCACGAAGUACUCUGUUCUUUUGCUGUGCGUUGCUAUUGGGCUUUGGAUCGGGGCGCUGGUGUAUGUUUUUGUCAUUAUUGGAGCAUGCCCGAGGAUCCGCCUGGUAUGCGCCUUAGCGAAAAUCGCAUCGCGUGUUGUUGAUAAUGCGCCAUCAACUGUGCUGUUACCGAUUCUAAUGAACGUGGCGAUUUUGUGUCUGCUGGUGUGGAGUAUUCUCGUUGCUCUUGGCUUGUACAAUGCUCGGAGAAAAACUGGGAAGAUUUCGUUCGUGCCCGUAACCGACGCUAUUGGCAUUAAUGACGGUUCAUUCAAGGGAAUCGGUGAGACAAAAUUCUACCAGGGGGUUGUGGAAGGCGUGGAGCACCGCUACGCAUUGGUUUACCUCUUAUUUGGAGAGUUGUUUGCCUUCCUGUGGUGCGUAUCAUUCCUCAACGCCGUGUCCUUUACAUCAAUUUCUUUCGUCUCGACAUUUUGGUAUUUUUCGAACCUUAAUGGUGGUAAGAAGAGGGUACCAUUUUUCGGGGUGCUGAGAGCGUUUGUAUGGACAGUGUUUUAUCAUGCAGGAACGCUGGCGCUGGGUUCUCUUCUAAUUGCUAUUCUUCAGAUCGUUCGCAUAUUACUUGUUUAUGCGGCAGAAAAGGCAGAAGAGGCAGUGGACAGACAUGACUUAAUCCAAUGCUUGCACUGUUACUUGCAGUAUGCUCUCCUCUGUUUCGAGAACUUUGUGAGUAGUAUCAAUAAGAACAUUUACGUCGUUGUUUGUCUGACCUCCGGGAGCUUUUGCACAUCAGCCUGCACCGGCCUCUCAGUGCUUAAGGGUCAUUCCUCUGAUUUGUUCCUCAUCUCGUGGAUGGUGUUAUGCGUAAAGAUUUUGGGAAAACUGUUUGUUACUGUCGGAACUGUCGUGACUUCAUAUUUACUUUUUAAGCACACAACUUUGGCACCGGGUGUGGAUUCGAUGGUAAUGCCUCUCAUUUUAAUUGGUAUCGGCGCAUAUUUCCUCAGCGGUCCCUUUUUUGAUGUUUUCGAUUCCUCCACACUCGCCCUAUUGAUUUGUUACUGCUACGAUCACCACAUCAACCAAUCGGUUGGAAUAUUUUACGUUCCUGCGGAACUUGAGCACCAACUGAGUGACUACUCUCAGAAGAAAAAGUUGCGCCGCCUGAAGAACCAACAAGCGGCCGCACAUAGGAGAGGUUAA
Molecule: messenger RNA, 2067 nt
Organism: Trypanosoma brucei brucei TREU927
Lineage: Eukaryota; Euglenozoa; Kinetoplastea; Trypanosomatida; Trypanosomatidae
Exons: 1
Coding region: 1-2067 (688 amino acids)
Biological process (GO): transmembrane transport
Cellular component (GO): membrane
Molecular function (GO): transmembrane transporter activity
Source: RefSeq, a predicted model, not a curated record